AUGAAGUCUUUCUCGACUAUUUUGGAAUGCUUGGCUCAUCAUGCUACAGAGACCCCCAACAAGGUUGUCUUUACUUGGGUCGAUAUCAAGUGCGAAGAGCAAUACAAGAUGACAUUCAAACAGGUCGAAGACCAAUCCAAUGCCGUGGCUGCCCGUCUCCUCAAGCUGGGAUGCCAAAAGGGAGACCGUGUCAUGAUUGCCUAUCCUUUUGGCCUUCAGUUCUUGCCUGGCAUGUUCGGUGCUAUGAAAAUUGGAGUUGUCCCCUGCUCCAUUUAUCCGCCCAACCCCAAUCAGCUCAAAACAGAUAUGCCAAAGUUCCGCAGAUUUGCGGAGGAUGCCGGAGCAAAGUAUGCCCUCUCCACGAAUAGGUUUGCAGCUGGCAUGACUGCGGCUAGUGUCAUCUACAAGACUGGUGUUACAUGGAUUGGAACCGACAAACUCCCAAUCAAGAACAGCAAUCCAAACAAGCCCAAAGAUUACGAGCAAUUUGUAGGAGAACCCGAAGAUAUCUGCUUCAUCCAGUACACCUCUGGCAGUACUGGUCGACCGAAAGGAGUCAUGAUCAGUCACAACAAUUUGGCUGAAACAUGCAAAGGAGGUGUUACUUUAACAGAUUGUCAGGGACCCAAUGAUUUGGAAGUUCUGUGGGUCCUUCAAUACCAUGGUAAGUUCCAGCCACUGCAACUGACUUGUUCCCCAUGCUUCUUUCGGUACCUCAUCCCCCCUCAAUAUCCAGACAUGGGACUUGUGACUGGGUUUAUGGGUGCUACAUAUUCUGGUACCCCCCUUGUCAUGGCUUCACCAUUGGAUUUCAUCGUCAACCCAUUGCUGUGGACUGAUAUGGUUGAGAAAUAUCAGGCCACCAUCACCCCAGCGCCCAACUUUGCUUAUGCUUUGCUCCUCAAAAGAUUGAAGCAGGUCAACAGGACAGCUGACUGGAGUUGUGUGAAGCGGGCCAUGUUUGGAGGUGAACCAGCCCAGAGCCACGUUGUGGAGGCAGUGUCAAAAACCCUUGCUAUCAAACCUGAGCAUAUUUACAACAUCUAUUGUAUGGCUGAAAUGGUAGUGCUUGUAACUGGUGGACCAGCCAAACCAGACUCUGAAGGUCUUGUCUGCUGUGGAGAAGUAAACUCACCUACCCUGAAGCUUCGAAUUGUUGAGGGCGGAAAGGAGGUGGAGGAUGGGCAAGUUGGAAGCAUCUGGGCCCAAUCACCACGUGUUGCAGCAGGGUAUUAUGACCAGGCUGAGCUUACAAAGGCUACAUUUGCCAAUUCACUGCCAGGAUAUGAAGGCUCUUGGCUAGAAACUGGUGAUUUGGGCAAGAUUGUUGAUGGGCAAAUGUACAUCACUGGCAGAGUCAAAGAUGUCAUCAUUGUGAAUGGAAAGAACUAUGACCCAACUGAUGUAGAGCUAUCCAUUGAUGAGGCUUUUGGUGAUGUUAUUCGUCCAGGAAGGACAUCAGCCUUUCAGCUUGGAGAGGACAGCAUUGGUGUCACACUCGAGGCUCGCAAAGGGUUUGACAAGUCAUCAAACGAAGAUCUGGCGGUCAAAAUAGCCUCAGAGGUUGUUGUCCUCAAGCUUGGUGUGACACCCAAGACCACAUCUGGCAAGUUGAAGAGGAGUGAGAUCAGGCAGACAACAAUUGCCUGUGAUUGGAAGACAUCUUCUGUGAUCCUAAGGUUUCAGCCACAUGACAAUGCAAUUCCAGCAGAGAACGAAGUCCGUGCAGAGGCAACAGAUUUUGAAUCCUCAGAAUGUCCGAAUCGAUUUAAGUCCCACUCUACAAACUCACCCAAGGAUUUCCACAAUUUGGUCAUCUCCAUCCUUGGUUCAGAAGUUGACAUGGCAAAAUCAUGGGUUGAACAUGGUCUAACAUCACUCAAGAGUGCUGAGCUGAGGAACAGAGCGGAGGAAGAGUUGCAUGUGGUCCUACCAGCAAACUUUGAACAGCUCCACUCAACACCCGAAGAACUUUCUGUCUUCUUAGAAGCAUCCGAAGGCAAGUGCUUUGCUAUCCAAGACACAGACAGGCACCCCUUCUUCCACUGGAGCACGGCAAGAUCAAGGUGCAGCAAGCUACAGAUGGGCUUUGUUCAAGUACUGGGCAUCCUAACAAUCCUUAUUCUGGUGGUGGCUGCUAUCAUUCCAUCAUACUUGAUUGCAGCAGAGUUGGCAGACUGUGAUACUUCGCGUGGUAAAACCUGCACUGCUGCAAGCUGGUUGUUGUUGCCUCUGUUACUUCCCAUAUGUAUUAUAUCCUUCUCCAUCAUUCUGGUUCUUUGCAAGACACUGAUUAUUGGCAAGUACCACCCUCAGGAAAUCAAUUUGAUGUCUUGGGACUACUUAAGGUGGUGGUUUAUUGAUCGAUUGCUGCAUAUCUGGGAGCUCUUUGCUGGAAGAUUUCUUUUGGAAACCAAGUGUGCAUGGCUUUUUUACUGGUUGCUUGGUGCUGACAUUGCAUGGUCUGUAAAGAUUGAUGCUUUUAUCAGAGAAUGCGAUCUUGUCAGUAUUGGGGCCAAUUCAUCAGUUGGCCAUGCUAUCCGAUGCAGAAAGUUCAGGCCAUGGACUGAGGACAGUCUAUCUAUGGUGUUUCUUCCUAUUGACAUUGGAUCAGAUUGCAAAAUUUCUGGAAUGGUGAGCCCUGGUGCUACUAUUGGAGCUGGUUGCAAGCUAGAAAGGUUGGCAGUGGUGGAGGAACGUGCCCAAGUCUCCCCUGAAGUGAUUGCACGUGGCAACCCCGCAUACAAUGCAGGUACAUGCAGGCGUCAACAGUCAAACUGGCAGGAAGAUUCCCUGCUCGAUGCCUUUAAGAUUCUCUGGAUGUUUUCAGAAGCCUACCAUUAUUCUGCUCUAUACUUCCUUGCCAAUGCAAUCCUCAAAGACGUCUUACCACCCUGGCGCUACCAUGUUGUUCUGCACUGGUUCCUGCUCUUUCCGUUUGCAUCACUACUGGCUAUGGUGACAAGCAUCAUAAUGAAAUGGCUCUUGAUUGGAAAGAGAGAUCCAUCAACAGAAUAUGAGGGAACUUUAUGGAGAAGAGCAACCAACUGGGCCUGUGACUACCACUUUCGGAUUGCUGCUUGGACACUUGGCAAUUUUAUGGGGGGUUCCAAACUCGCUUCAUUGAUUCAAUGGCUCCAUGGACUGGAUGUUGAUGCUGUGUCUGCUCUAUUUACUGCCACAGCAAUUUUCCCUCCUUCAAAAGUAGACUACAUGAAAGUACGCCAAUCUUUCCUUUCCCUUGCCCAUUUUGAACUGGACAGGCCGGCUGGAGAGAAGAUUGAAAUCCUGGGCAGCUCUCUUGGAAGAGACACAGUUGUUCAUGCUGGUGCUAAGGUCAUCAGAUCAAACAUCCCCUCAAGAAGUCAGGUCUCAGACAAGAUCUAUGAUUUGAACCCUCCUUACGCCAGAUGUAGCCCAAGCCUCCUACAAUUUUUUUUACCUGAAUUGGCCCAGCUGAUUCUUCUUGCUUUCAUAUUUUGGAGUAUUAUUCCUUCCUUUGAGCUGGCUGCGUCAGUUUCAGGAGGUAACCAUUCCUCAGGUGUUGUCACCUUGGUUGUUGGUGUGGCUAUUGCCUUUCAGUUCCUUGUUUGGAUCCUCAUUGCCAAGAUAAAUGAGUGGGCCGUCCUGAAUGUGGUUCCUCCCAAAAUCCAAACCCAUUUGUUUUCUGUUUAUACUUCCUAUGUGGAAGGAUUCCGAGACGGAAACCCCGUUGAGGUGUUUCUGAUGGGAACACCCAUGUUCCAGAUGUAUGUUCGAGUAAUGGGCGCUGAAGUCAAUGGUGAUCUCUGGUUCUUUGAUUGCACACUUGAUGAGUUUGCAAACUACCACUUCCAAGGCAACACUGUCGUGGACAAUGCCUACCCCCGUGGCCACUAUUUUGAUAUCAAUGGACUCACACUAGAUGAUGUCUACAUUUCUGGAGUUGUGCACCCCGGAUGCUACAUUGCAGCUGGAGCCAUUGUUGAUGGCAAAGAAAAUGGCUCAUGGAAAUCGUUCUUCCCCUCAUCUGAUAAGAAAGUUGCACCUGGCAAAAAGCAGCCUUCAAGGCAGAGUCUCCGGGAAGGCGGGACUCGACACAUGAGAAGUGAAAGUCUCCAAGAAGAUGGCUCAAGCAACCACCAGAGCAAUUUUGACGAAUAUUCUGUUUAG
Molecule: messenger RNA, 4152 nt
Organism: Seminavis robusta
Lineage: Eukaryota; Bacillariophyta; Bacillariophyceae; Naviculales; Naviculaceae
Source: the annotation of a GenBank genome assembly